Messenger RNA from Amphibalanus amphitrite, 3589 nucleotides. RefSeq lists its product as uncharacterized. The record is from RefSeq and is a predicted model, not a curated record. Lineage: Eukaryota; Metazoa; Arthropoda; Thecostraca; Balanomorpha; Balanidae. The transcript has 12 exons. The coding region runs from base 5 to 1657 and encodes 550 amino acids.
UCAGAUGGUUCCGCUCUGGCCGCGGCUGAUGGUGGCGCUGGCGGCUCUAUCUCUGGUACCUGCAGAGGAGCCGUGCCGGUUUCCGUCCUCGUGGAUCGACCAGUGGUACUGGAAGGACUCUGUGUUCAACAUCACCGAGGACCAGCUGGGGACGCAGGGCCGCUGUGUGCAGCAGCAGCGCGACACAAAGUUCCUCCUGCAGCGGGACAUACAAGGCCAGCAGAGCUGCUACAUCUGCGUAGUGAUGUUUGAACGUCACACCAACAUCAUCGAGUUCAAGCAAUCGCGGUACUGCAGCCCGCACCCGUCGCUACGCCAGGUGUGUCGCUCCAUCGGUGCCGACGCGCCGCUCAACACCAUGAUCCGCGUGCGUCCGACGCCCGUGCCGUGCCCGUUCCGCGGCCGGUUCACGUUCAACUACCGGCGCUCGGACCGCGUGUGCGCCGACCCCGUGUCGCGCGCCUGGUCGUGCGCCGAUCCGUGGAGUCUGGUGCUGCAGCAUCAGGCCUGCCCGGACGUGGCCGGCGCCGAGCGACUCUCAGAGACCCUCACCUGCCUCGCCACCUGGCGCAACCACGACACUCACUUCAUGUUCGGCAAGCUCAACAGCGUCAAAACCAAGACGGACGCGGACAGGUACCGGUGUUUCAUCUACCAGCCGUUCGACCUGGGCGGCGGCCAGCAGGGCUUCCACGUGGUCCAGUCCGGCGACUCGACCUGCCAGGGACUGCAGUCGGUCCACGUGGGGCACAAGGUCAUGAACCUUACCAAUGAGCGGCGCCGGCUAGCCAAGUGUCGCCUGCCAGAGUGGCUGACGGCGCACCACGAGUGGCACAGGAUGGACUCGAGACUGCGGUUCCACAUCUUCCACAAGAAUCACUCGAUCAAAGUCAGCCACGAGCAGGGGCCGGGUCAGGAGCGUCAGGACGACGAGUCGACCAAGCUGAUCUGCAGUCAGAUCACGGAGCUGAGCGAGAACAGCGCGCAGGUGGUGUUCCACCACAGUCGAGGAUGCACGAGCGGCUACCAGUGCGCCGUGCUCUAUCGACGUGACCGGCACGUGGUGGAGAUAAAACUUGGUGAUGUAGUGCCCUCGCCCGAGGCCGCCUGCCAGUUCUUUGACGAGACGCGCCACAACUUCACCACGCUAGUCGCGGCCUCCCACCCGUCCCACCCGUGCCCGUACCUGGGCCGACACGCGGUCAUUGGUGUUCAGCGGGAGGGCCGCCGCGUGCGAGACGCCUGCUCGGGGGCGUUCAGUACCCUGGUGAUGGGUUGCCACGCCUCUGAUACACUGGAACUGCGCUCAGAGUGUCGCCAGAGGACAGAGAGCUCAGAGUAUCGUUGCCACGGUAGCUGGCAGGAGAACAACACCCACUUUCUGGUGGCCUCUCCUCUGUCGAGGUCAUCGCCCUCGGCUCGUCGCGUCUGCUUCAUCUCCAUGGCAACGGGCGACGGUCUGCACUUCUCCACACUUCAGGAGGCCUGCUACCGGAGCGUGCUACCCGGUCAGGAGGGCAGCCUGGCCUUCAACGUCACCAUCAACGGCGACUGUCGAGCGGAGGCAUCCACCAGCGGCUCGCGGUCGGCGGCUGCGGUGACCGCCGUCAGCUGGCUACUGCUCCUGGCGCUGCUACCCCUCUUCUCAGCACGGUGAUAGGUCAGAGGGAGACGGACACCGCCAGUGAGGGUCAGGGAUACCGCCCGGCACCAGGACAGUGUGCCUCCCGGCGACAGGACAGUGUACCGCCCGGCGCCGGGAUAAAGCACCGCUCCAGCGUCAGUGUUUGGCCUGGUGAGCUGGACGGCCCUCCAGCCCCAAUGUUGGCCAGGGGAGCUACAUAGACAGCGCUCCCGUGCCAGUGAUAGACUCUGUAGGGAGGACGAACUCCUGACGCUGGUUUGGAUCGACCACCUGGCUCGUAUGGUGUCAGAGCGAGCUGGACGAAGGCACCGGGUUAUCACGGAUAUCGCCGCGCCCUGACAACAGAACUGCUGACCGCCGCUCCACGGUUCCAGAACAGAUGGGUAAUGGCGGGACAGUUGGCUGGCCACUCCCUGAUGCUGUGGGCUGCUAACAGACAGCAAAACGGACUCCCUAACACCAGGAGCCCCUCAGGCCCCAGACAUCCUGCUGCGUGGUGUCGUGGUGCGCCGUGUACCACACCCAUCGUGCUGGUCCCGCAGCGGUAGCGGACAGGGGCAGGUAUUUUUCUAUAUAUGCGUGAGACCGCCGGCGCGGCCGUGUGAUGCGAUGGAGCAGGUGCUCUCUGUGAUCGGACGGAGCGAGCUAGUGCCGCUCCCGUAGCCAGUAUGUGGAUGAACGAGUGAUUUGUGUGAGCACGUACUACACGGUACAUAGGCCGGAUGCAGUGGUUAGUCAUACGACACUAUAAUGAGAUGGAGCUUGGAUAGUCAUCUGAUCUGCCCACGUCACUGGAUAAAUUGGUGGUAAGCGGAGAUUAUUGCUUUGUGAUUUGUUUUCUAAAUGAUCCCACAUUUGUUCUCCCGUGAAGUUCAGACAAGUUGUUUAGAAACCUUCAAAAAAGGUACAGUCACUCGAUUUUUCUCAAGUUUGUCUGUCUUGGCAGAUCAAGCAAUGCCAGAGCAAGCUUACGAACACACAAAUUUGAUCAGGAUCGGACGAUUGGACACUUCUAAAAAGAGAUCUUUCGUGCUUCCCGGAAAUUCACCGGAGAACAGAAGUGGGGUUUAAAAAAAGGUGUCGAAUUGGUACGUUUCUGAAGCUCCCGGAAGGUAGGCGUCGCGACUGUGGCUGAUUUCUUGAGACGUGGGAUUUGCGGAUGCAUCACUGAGGCAACUGGGGGUACUGAGGAGUUCUGAGUUACUGAGACAACUGUCACCGCCGUGACUGCGAGGAUAACGUGUGCUGGCCGGGUCAGAAUCGGUUGGUGUUCGCUUGUGUCGAGUGUUGCCUGCUAUAAGCGACUGUGUGUGUAUGUGUUUGUGUGUGCGCUCGUCACUAGACUGCAGUCUGGGAUCUCACGGCGCCGUGGGCUGCUCGGCCGGUGUGCCGGUCUGCCGCGCGGCUCGUGCCGGUACAAAGAGGCCCGCGCGCCGGCACACGGCCCCCGCUGCUCUCUCUCCGGGCAGCUGCCCCCGCCGCUCUGCUCAGGAUUCAGCGGCCCGGCGGCUGCGCGGACCAGCUCCCGUGGACAGCUGCGGCGGCUGCGACUCCGGCCGAGUUAGAAUGGCAGUGUGGCGCGGGCUGUAGCGCCGCAGAAGUGUUAUCUGCGGUGUUGUUUUUCUUUCAGCAGUCAUUUAUUUACCAGUAUCGACGUUCAGUGGCACUGAUAUCAUCACCAAGUUUAUCUAGUUUUCUGGAGUCGCCUUUGUUUUUCUGUGUCUGGUCUUUUUUAAAUAACUUUGCUGUGCUCUUGCUUAUAUCGGUAAACCAAGAUGGCUGGAUCAUUCGUCCAAGCCUAACGAUCGUUUUACACGUGUUUUCUUAUCAGUGAUUUCCGGUUACUAUACCGCUGUCUUGUGCCAUUGUUAAGAUAUCCUCAUUGUUAACCAUACUUACUCAUGCAUACAAAGACGUUUUGAAUAUAUCUCAAAGCGGAGUAAA